UCUCAGUCAUAUCAGUUCCUCACAACAAUGUGUUGAUCGUUUGUUGUUGUUUUGAUUUUCUGUUUUAAAAGUUGUCGAAUCAACGAAAUCUUUGAAAAAUAUUCCAAGAUGAGCUUUGAUAAAGCAACAUUCAAUUCGAUCUACGAUGACUUACUUUCUAACGAUAAUAAACGAAUUGACAGUGAUAAAAGUGCAGCCGAUCUGCUUCGAUUGGGUUGGCUGUUGGCUCAAUCGUCGAUCGCAUUAAAUCAUUCAGCCGAUGCCACUUGUGCCAUCCAUGAAGAGAAUCUUCAAAAGUUUAUCCUCGAGCAACCGAAUCAAUCGUCAAACACUAAAGGAACGUGUAGGGAUUUCACGCUCAAUGUCAACGAUUUUGAGAAGUAUCUGCAACGUCCGUGUCGCGGUGAAUUUCUGGACUGUGACAGUGACAAAAUUACGCAGGAAGACAUCAAUGAUUUAUUCCCUAAGGCAGAAACACCAGUCGGUUCAAACAAUAAACGACCGUUUCCCGAUACAACACCGUCAAAUGAGCCAGUGAAAAAAUUUGUUUUUCGACAGGGAAAUGCAAAUUCCGUUAAUGCAACACCAGCAACAGCACCACCGCCAUCGCUUCACUCAAUACCUCCGGCAGGCCAUAACAUCAAUUUUAAUCGUCCGCCUAUCGCGCCACAACAAAGUAAUCAAAUAAAUAUUUCCCCGUCGUCGUCCAAUCCACUCUUCGCUUAUGAUAUGCCUAAGAGGCAGAUUCAACAGAAUGCACCUCGCGAAAGGAACUCGUUCGUCACCGGUACAGAAGAAUUGGAACGACAACGAGCAUUGAAGAAUACUGGACAGAAUGCGAACCAGUCAUCCGCACCUCCUUUGUUCGCUUACGGCAAAUCUACGAAAACUUUAGGUACCCGUCGGAACGUAAACAGUAAAUUUGUUCCACCAAUAACACCCGUAAAUGUUGAGCCAUCGUACGAACAAUCUGGAGGUGGCGAUAGCGAGAUGGAUGCGAAAUUGAAAAAUAUUGAUCCAAAGAUGAUCGAAUUCAUUCAGAAUGAAAUUAUGCAUCAGGCGGCGAAUGUCGAUUGGGAUGACAUAGCUGGUCUAGAGUAUGCCAAGCGAACAAUACAGGAAGCGGUGAUCUAUCCACUUCUACGACCAGACAUUUUCAAUGGGCUUCGAGGUCCGCCCAAAGGCAUACUACUAUUCGGUCCACCUGGAACGGGGAAAACGUUGAUUGGACGAUGCAUUGCGUCCAGAUCGAAUUCAACGUUUUUCAGCAUAUCUGCUUCAAGUUUAACAUCGAAAUGGAUAGGUGAUAGCGAGAAGAUGGUUCGAGCCUUAUUCACUGUUGCAGCGGUUAAGCAACCCUCGGUUAUUUUCAUUGACGAAAUUGACUCAUUGUUGUCACAGCGUUCCGAUCAGGAGCACGAGAGUUCAAGACGGAUGAAGACCGAAUUUUUGGUUCAACUCGAUGGUGCUCGAACCAGUGAUGAUGAGCGCGUCCUUAUUGUCGGUGCCACAAAUCGACCGCAAGAGCUCGACGAAGCGGCACGGCGACGAUUGGUGAAACGAUUGUACAUUCCACUGCCGGAAAUCGAUGCCCGAAUCCAAAUAUUAACAUCGCUUUUGAAGAAGGUGUCGCAUCAACUUAACGAAACGGAAAUAACAGAAAUCGGUCGCUUAACCAAUGGAUUUUCCGGAGCCGACAUGAAAACUUUGUGCCAUGAGGCGUUAAUGGAACCGAUGCGAUUGAUUCCAGUGGAAUUGUUAAGAACGAUCGACGCAAAGGAUGUUCCACGGGUCAGUUUUCAGGACUUUACCAAUGCGUUGAAAAGGGUUCGUGCUAGUGUGUCCGCUGAUGAUUUGGAACAGUACGAAAAAUGGGACUCUACGUACGGAUUGGGUGUUGCUUGAAAAUGUUAAAUUGUUCGAAUGAUUGAAAUAAAGAAAAUCUUUUUCGCUGAA
Molecule: messenger RNA, 1956 nt
Organism: Bradysia coprophila
Lineage: Eukaryota; Metazoa; Arthropoda; Insecta; Diptera; Sciaridae
Product: fidgetin-like protein 1
Molecular function (GO): microtubule severing ATPase activity; ATP binding; ATP hydrolysis activity
Source: RefSeq, a predicted model, not a curated record